Molecule: messenger RNA, 1030 nt
Organism: Lycium ferocissimum
Lineage: Eukaryota; Viridiplantae; Streptophyta; Magnoliopsida; Solanales; Solanaceae
Product: aquaporin TIP1-2-like
Exons: 3
Coding region: 105-881 (258 amino acids)
Biological process (GO): water transport; transmembrane transport
Cellular component (GO): membrane
Molecular function (GO): water channel activity
Source: RefSeq, a predicted model, not a curated record
UAUAUAAAGUAUCCUUUUUGGAAAUAUAGCAAAACAGAGGUAGAAAGAAAAAGUAGUAGUAGCAGCUAAAUCUUAAACCUUUUUUCUUCUCCCAAAAAUCAAAUAUGCCAAUUCCAAGAAUUGUCAUUGGAAAUUUGAAAGAGGCUACUCAUCCUGAUACCCUCAGGGCUGCCGCAGCUGAAUUCUUUUCCAUGCUUAUGUUUGUUUUUGUCGCUCAAGGCUCCGUCAUAGCCACCAAGUUAACGAGCGGUGGAAAGGCCACACAAGCUGGACUGAUUUGGGAGGCAAUAGCUCAUGCAUUUGCUCUUUUUGUGGCAAUUACAGUGGGAACAAACAUAUCUGCAGGUCAUGUAAAUCCUGCUGUCACGUUUGGCGCUUUUAUUGGAGGUCAUCUUAGCUUUUGUAGGACUGUUUUGUAUUGGAUUGCUCAAUUACUUGGAUCUACUGCAGCUUGCUUGCUCCUAAAGGUCGCUCAUAAUGGUUUGGAAACAUCAGCAUUCGCUCUCUCAGCAGUAGCGAAACCAUGGAACGCAGUUGUUUUCGAGAUAGUAAUGACUUUUAGUCUUGUUUACACUGUUUAUGCAACUACAGUUAACCCCAACAGAGAUUACUUGAGAAUCAUUGCCCCUAUUGCAAUUGGUUUCAUUGUGGGUGCCAACGUCUUGGCUCGCGGUAUUAAUGGUGCAUCAAUGAAUCCUGCUUUAUCCUUCGGUCCAUCGGUUGUUAGUUGGACAUGGCAUAGCCAUUGGAUCUACUGGCUCGGUCCAUUCGUCGGUUCAGCCACUGCUGCUUUGGUAUAUGAAAUUAUCUUCAGUGACAACUACACUCAUGAGCAACUUUCCGCUGAUGAUUAUAACGGAUAUUAUCAUCCAAUUGUUUAGUCCAGAACCAAAUGUUGGAUAUUCAAGUUGUGGACAUAUUGCGCUCUUUCUUUUGUUUCAAACUUUAGCUAGGUUGCUUGGUUUUUGUUUAAUUGUAAAACCUUGAAGAAAGAAAGAAAAAGAAAAAAAAGAGAUGCAUUUGUCUUGUA